Molecule: messenger RNA, 981 nt
Organism: Sphenostylis stenocarpa
Lineage: Eukaryota; Viridiplantae; Streptophyta; Magnoliopsida; Fabales; Fabaceae
Source: the annotation of a GenBank genome assembly
AUGAAGAACAUGGGUUCUGAUAUCCAACCAUUGGUUGUGUUUGUGGUAAUUGCAUUGGUGACAUUAAUCAUCCCUACCAAUGCAAACCUCUCUCCCCAUUUCUAUGAUAAAGAUUGCCCUCAGGCAUUGCCACUCAUAAGGUCAGUGGUUCAACGAGCAAUUAACCGUGAACCACGCGUCGGAGCAUCUCUUCUGCGUUUGCAUUUCCAUGACUGCUUCGUAAAUGGGUGUGAUGGAUCAGUUUUGCUAGAUGACACCACAAACUUCGUUGGCGAGAAGACGGCAUUUCCAAAUAAUAAUUCUAUCAGAGGAUUUUCCGUGGUUGAUGAAAUCAAAGCAGAGGUUGACAAGGCCUGCAAACGCCAUGUGGUGUCAUGUGCAGAUAUCUUAGCCAUAGCAGCUCGUGAUUCCGUAGCCAUUUAUGGGGGUCAACCCUUUUGGUACCAAGUGUUGUUGGGUAGAAGAGAUGCAAGGACUGCAAGCAGGGCAGCUGCAAAUUCCAAUCUUCCUCCUCCAACCUUCAGCUUCUCUCAACUUGUUUCCAACUUCAAGUCUCACGGAUUGAACGUCAGGGACCUUGUGGCCCUCUCUGGAGGCCACACCAUUGGCUUUGCAAGGUGCACAAACUUCAGAAACAGAAUCUACAACGAAUCCAACAUUGACCCCAGGUUUGCAGCAUCUUUGAGGAAUAUAUGUCCUCGACGUGGAGGAGACAACAACCUAGAAAAAUUGGAUGCUAGUCCUGCAAGAGUUGACACCACAUACUUCACAGAUUUGCUGCACAAAAAGGGUCUCCUCCAUUCUGAUCAAGAACUCUUCAAGGGACAAGGCAGUGAAAGUGACAAGUUGGUGCAGCUGUACAGUAGAAGUCCUUUAGCUUUUGCUAGAGACUUCAAAGCUUCAAUGAUCAAAAUGGGAAACUUGAAGCCUCUUACUGGGAAUCAGGGAGAGAUCAGAUGCCAUUGCAGAAGGGUCAAUUAG